Messenger RNA from Pomacea canaliculata, 1607 nucleotides. RefSeq names its product alpha-(1,3)-fucosyltransferase C-like. Gene Ontology annotation, cellular component: membrane. The transcript is spliced from 4 exons. Lineage: Eukaryota; Metazoa; Mollusca; Gastropoda; Architaenioglossa; Ampullariidae. The record is from RefSeq and is a predicted model, not a curated record. Gene Ontology annotation, molecular function: alpha-(1->3)-fucosyltransferase activity. The coding region runs from base 544 to 1422 and encodes 292 amino acids.
AGCCAACUCAGACAACUGAUGAAAAGGUCACUACACUGGAUGCCUCCUGCGACUGAAUACGUUAUAUAUACCCUGUUAGACACUACACGAUAAAAGAAUGACGUCAUGGCGAAGGCAGUUCUCGCGACACUACACGAGACGAGACCUGAAGUGUUUCUUAGCAGUGCUGAUACUGCUGGUUGUCACCGUCAUCUGCUUGAUCAUCCGCUCACAGCACCUUCACCACCACGACGACGAGGGCGAUGACAUCAGUGUGGGGCAAUCCGGUGGAGGACUGGACCUACAUGCGAGGGAGAAUUUUCUGUUGCCGCCAAGCGUUAUCACCGGAAGUCCUCCCAUCAGCUGGCCGGACGUGUCCAUACUGAAGGAUUUCAGGUCACCAUAUAUCGUUUCUAGCGACUAUUUAAAUGAGUUCAAACUCCCUCGAGACGUUAAGAAAAGCGUCUCGCAAACUAAGCUGAUCACGUGGUACCUACCGGCCUCAGCAGUGAUGCGUGAGGAUCUUUUUGACGAGGACGUCUUCGACAACUGCCCUGCGCGUAGAUGCCGUUUCAUCAGACCGGAGGUUGUCGGCGACAAGCAAGUAGAUGCCAUCGUCUUUCCAGGGUGGCUGGAAGAGACAGAGAUCCACCUGCCAGAACGCAUCCAGAUCAGGUGUUCAUUUUCCAUGACAUGGACCCACCCAUCAAGUCCCUCCGAGCUUUUGGUGGUGACGCCUGGAAUUCAGUAUUCAACUGGACUUGGAGCUAUCGGCGCGAUUCUGACAUAUGGGAGCCGCGAGGUGUGUUGACCUACGACGACCAAAACGACAACAUCGAGAAGACCACGUCCUACUUCAGGGAGGUGGCCAAGAGCAAGAGCCGUAGCAAACCUGUAGCGUGGUUCGUCAGCACGUGUCACGUGAACAGCCAGCGCGAACUGUACGUCCAAGAACUGCAGAAGCACAUCCGGGUGGACGUGUACGGCACUUGCGGAAACAUGACCUGCCAGAAGAGCUUCGCCUGUCUUGAAAUGCUUUCCAGAAAGUACUAUUUCUACCUCAGCUUCGAGAGCGCCCUCUGUGAGGAUUUCAUCACCGAAAAGUUCUUCCACAUGUUCUUUAAAGGCAUACACAUCGUGCCGGUUGUCAUGGGCGGCGCAGAUUACAAAAGCUUCUUCCCGGACGGCACCUACAUCCAUACGGACUGGUUCGAAUCUCCCAGCGACCUGGCAGCAUACCUGAACAGACUCAUAGAAGACAAAGACGAGUAUGCCGAGUACCUGUUGCGCAAAAGCUACUUUAUGUACGAAGAAUCCGGAAGUGACGCAGCUCUCUGUCAGUUGUGUCAACGUCUGCAUCACUUAGAGGAAAGCAGAAAAGUCUACGAUGAUAUCAAGAGCUGGUACCGAGAUGAUCAGUGCAGAGCCCCCAGACCUGUAUGAAUCCACACGGACUAUUUUUUUCACUAGUUUGACAAACUGAAAGUUAUUAUACUCGGGGGCGAUCGACUGGGGAAUUCGCAAGGAACUCUAUUUCUUGCGAGUAGCGACAAUUACAAACGAAGACUUAAAUGUUGGGACAACACAUUUAAUGACUGGUGCAGUAGAGUGUUCACAAACUGAGACAA